Dioscorea cayenensis subsp. rotundata (Guinea yam) is the source of this 2697-nucleotide messenger RNA. Its product is annotated as disease resistance protein RPS2-like. The record is from RefSeq and is a predicted model, not a curated record. Bases 1 to 2697 code for a protein of 898 amino acids. Lineage: Eukaryota; Viridiplantae; Streptophyta; Magnoliopsida; Dioscoreales; Dioscoreaceae. The transcript has a single exon. Gene Ontology annotation, molecular function: ADP binding; protein binding.
AUGUGGGAGUUUAUAGACAAAAUCGUCGGCUUCUUUUGGGAUCCCGUGAAGAACUGCAUCUCCAGGGAGGUCGAAUUUAUCGUCUCUUGGGAGGACAACCUCGACGCUCUGGGAAAAGAGAUCAUCGAACUAAACCCCAUAAGUAAAGAUCUAACAAGCCAAGUUGAAGCUGUUGAAAGGCGGGGGAAGGAUGCCAAGAGCGUGGCAAAAUCGAGGUUAAAACUCGCUAAAGAUUAUGAAGAAAAAGCAAGUAAAAUGGAUAGGAAACGCAAGAAGAUGACCAAAUGUUUGUGCGGACUCCCUCUGAACAUUUUCGCGGCUUCCAAGAUCAGCAAGACAGCAGUGGCGAUGCUUCCAGAUGUUAAAAAGUUGACUACCCUGCCUGAAGGGAAUCUCGAAGACGUGACCCGGGCAGAGUCAGCGCCCAGGCGCUUCAUAAAGAAGCUCGUCGGGUUGACCAAGGGAGACGAGUCGGUCUCGCAGCAGUUGGAGCGCCAUGUGCAAGACGUGAACGUACCAGUCAUCGGGGUCUACGGCAUGCCGGCGGUCGGUAAAACAGACAUAAUGAGACAGUUAAACAACCAGCUUCAUGCGACGAAGCCGGAACAUUAUAUUUUUUGUGUGGACAUGCCUCAGGACUUGGAAUUAAAAGAUGUUCACUAUUGUCAGGCUGUUCAACAGGCUAUUGGAAAGCAGCUGGCCAUCAUUGGGGAAGAUCAGAAUGCGACACAAGAUGACCUAGCUGGACUUAUAACCAAGCAGCUAAACGAGUCAAGAUUUGUGCUCAUUCUUGAUGGUUUACAUAAGCCACUGAAUCUGAUCAAAGACGUGGGGAUCCCUCCUCUCAGCCGCCCAACCAACAACAAGAUCAUAGUGGUGGGCCAAAGCAGAGAGAUAUGCAACCAGAUGGAUGCAGAUGAGAAGGUUCAUGUGAAGUGCAUGGAGUGCAACGUGGCUUGGAAGCUGUUUGAGAGUAAGGUCGACAAGGAGCUGUUGAACUCCAACAGAGACAUCUACAACCACGCUAGGAAUCUGGUCACCAAGUGUGGCGGUUUGCCUCCGGUUGUCAGCAAACUCGGACAAACAAUGGAAAGCAAGAAGACGGUGGGCGAGUGGGCGAGCGCUGUCACCACCAUGGACACCGCGCCCUGGGAGCUCGUGGGCAUGGAGAUCUUUUCUCGACACUUGAAGGUUAGUUAUGACAAGUUGGCCAAUGAACAACUGAGGACAUGCCUCUUGUACUGCUCUUUAUACCCUGAAGGGUUCUCCAUCUACAAAGAGUGGAUCAUAGACUACUGCAUCGGAGAAGGUAUCAUUGACGGCGUCACUAUGGAAGAGAUCUACAACAAGGGCGACGUGAUGCUUGGUAAGCUGAAAUCAGCCCACUUGUUAGAGACCGGUGAAGACGAGAAUUAUGUCAAGAUGCACCCUAUGAUCCGCGGUCUGGCUUUGUGGAUAGCUAGUGACUUUGGAGAAAAGGCAAACAAGUGGUUGGUGCGUCCCCAGGCUGGGCUGGCCGUAAUUCCUCUGGUGGAGAGAUGGAGAGAUGUCGAGAGGAUUUCGCUGAUGAGGAACGACAUCAGUGAGAUCUCUGAGAUCCCAGAGUGCCCCAAUCUCAAGACUCUGAUGCUUCAGAGAAACCAGAAAUUGGAGAAAAUAUGUGAUGGUUUUUUCAGUUCCAUGACACAGCUCCGCGUCGUGGACCUGUCACAUAACUUGCUCAAGCAGCUUCCUGCAGGGAUCCAAAUGAUGGAGGAGUUGAGAUACCUUGAUUUAUGUGGCACCAACAUCAAGUCACUGCCUCGUGAACUGAAGGAACUCAAGAAGUUGAGGUUCUUGUUGCUGUCCUUCAUGCCAUACCUCCAAACAAUACCCGAUGAGGUGAUCUCAAGCCUGGUUGAACUCCAAGUGUUGUACAUUCAAGUUAGCUACGGAAAGUGGCGGGUUGGAUCUAUUGGCAGGGGAGUGGAUUUCAAUGAGCUCAAUGCACUGAAGCAGUUGACAGCGUUCGGAAUAACCAUACAAACAGUGCAUGCACUGCAAAGUCUUGUUCAGUCCCGGCGACUGGCUACAUGCACGCGCUAUCUACACAUCAAAGGCUGCCAAGGCCUGCCUACUAUUAACGUGCCUUCCUCUGUUCUUGGGAGCGACAUGAAAAAACUAGAAACGAUUCGACUGUCUGAUUCUGAUGAACUGGAGGAGGUGGUCAUCGGUGAGGGAACUAAUGAGAAACCUGUAUCAUCCCAUCUACCAAAUUUGGAGACUCUGGUUCUCUACCGCCUCAAAAAAGCAAAGAUGGUGUACAAUGGAGGUUGUGUGAGCCAUCUUCGCCAACUAUACAUCUGGUACUGUCAUGGAAUGGAACAUUUGGUGCAGCAUGAUGAGGUGAGGACCGACGAAGAGGAUGACGAUGCACAAGGUCCUGUGGCAGUGAUUGAUGCAUUCCCCAACCUGAAGGUGAUCCAACUCAUUGGUUUGUCAAUGUUGAAGACCCUGAGCACAGGGAUGACGAUGCUGUCAUUCCCUUCAUUGGAAACUCUGACUGUUAGCCUCUGUACAAACUUCAACAAGCUUGAAAUGAAGGCAGAGAAGCUGAAAGAGAUCCGUGGUGAGAAAUCAUGGUGGGAUAAGUUGGAAUGGGAGGAUGAUAGCAACAUGAAAUCUACUUUCCAGCCCCUCUUCAAGAAGUCCAACUGA